Messenger RNA from Drosophila takahashii, 694 nucleotides. RefSeq lists its product as uncharacterized. The record is from RefSeq and is a predicted model, not a curated record. NCBI's taxonomy places the organism in Eukaryota, Metazoa, Arthropoda, Insecta, Diptera, Drosophilidae.
UUGAACACAUUGUCGGAGUGGAUUUCAUAGACAGUUCCGGUCUGAAUUUUGAAGAGAAUACACGCGAAGAUGCUGUCGACACAUCACUUGGCCGUAAUCAUGGCUGUGCUUUUUUGUUAUCUGCAAUUCCAGGCUACGGUAGUAGCCAGAACAUUUACGCCCGCUCGCACCCACCAAGGGCGAUAUAAUCACUCGACCGGAUAUAAUCAACAUGGAAACAAAAACUAUACCCGCGCUGUAGCAUCGCCCAAUUGGAUUGUGCCAGCGAAUCACCAACCCGCUUACCAGGCUCCCGGAUUUUCAGCACCUCCUCAGAAUCACCAACCCGCUUACCAGGCUCCCGGAUAUUCAGCACCCCACCAGAAUCGAACUCAGGGCUUUUACGGAGUCCCAGCUCAAACUGCAUCUGUGCCAAGUGGUUGGGUGGUAGGCAGCAGUAAUCAGCAGCAGCCAGGAGGAAUCCUUCCAUCUGGUUGGUUCCAAGGAAACCCAUCCCAACCUCAGGGUCAGAUCGGCACACCAGCACAGGUCUUUGGCAAAGGCAAUGCGACCGUUUAUCCAGCCUACAAUCAAACAGUAGCCCAUGGCAAGCCCUACUCCAGUCCUUAUGGAAACCUUUCUAUCUAAAAUAUUUGGUUUCUUUUUCCCAAUUUGCAAUAAAAAAUCAACUUGAUUUCAUUUUUUCAAAAAACAA